This is a messenger RNA of Hemibagrus wyckioides, 1490 nucleotides long. It is a transcript of the gene qng1, whose product is annotated as Q-nucleotide N-glycosylase 1. The record is from RefSeq and is a predicted model, not a curated record. The coding region runs from base 389 to 1408 and encodes 339 amino acids. Lineage: Eukaryota; Metazoa; Chordata; Actinopteri; Siluriformes; Bagridae. The transcript has 5 exons.
AUAUAAUGUAUCUUCCAGGUUAUUUGUAACAAGUAUAUCUCACCUUUAAAUCAAUCCGCUGCAUGUGAAAUCACAUUCAGACCAAACUCCGUUACACUAGGUCGCGCUGUUUCUCCUGUUCAGCCUCUGAGUGAGAAGAAGAGAAGAUGUUUGUGAAUGGACGCACUUUGGACUUCUGGCCAGCGACCAAAUCUGCAUACUACCGGACUAAGUAGUACACCAGUAUAAAACACACACCCCAGUGGCACGUGCGGUGUGUGUGCACUAUUAUUUAGUGCGGAAGUGUACGGUGUUUUUCUGCAGUGCUUCGACUCUAAACUUCUUUACAUAUUUCCUUUUUUUUUUUACUUUUUGGAUGCACCUCCUGUCGCUUUGAGUUUAUUUCUGAAUGGAGCAGCCAUUGAUGCCUCGGGAAUCCGGCCAGUAUGUGGCGGAGAGGAGCCGGGAUGUAUUUGUGGACGAGGAUGGUGUUAAGAAGAUGGCAGAGAUGCUCUACACGCUGAGAGACAGCGAAGCGUUCUCACCCAGUACCUGGAAGUUAAUGAACCAUCUUGCUCCCUCUCGGGACAUGGAUGACGCCAUUAACUGGGUGCUUGUGACAGACACUAUGAACUUCUCCUUCUGGCCUGAUAGAGAGGACCAAGAGUGUGAAGUGAAUCAUAGAGGAACCACAUAUCGUGGCUACAUGUCUCUGUGUGCAGCUGUCACCAGGGCUAUGGACGAGGGUGUGCCUAUAACUGACCCCGCCUACUUCUCCCAGAUGAGUGAGGCUGACCUGGCACAUGUCCUUCGCUCAGAUAACGACACUCCCAUGCCCAUGCUGAAGGAGCGUCACCAGGCCCUCACCGAGGCAGGCCGUGUGCUCAUGCAGCAUGGCGGAUCUUUCCGGAGCUUUAUAAGCCACGUGGAGAAUGAUGCUGAGAAAAUGAUGCGGUACAUUGUGGAUAACAUACCGUCCUACCGGGACGAAGCCACAUUUGAGGGCAAGAGGAUUUGCUUCUAUAAGAGGGCUCAGAUCCUUGUGGCAGAUUUCUGGGGGAUCAUGGAGGCCAGAGGUGAAGGGAACAUACGCAACUUUGACUACCUGACCAUGUUUGCUGACUACAGAGUGCCACAGGCCCUCGUCUACCUGGGCGCACUACGCUACUCAGAUGCUCUCAUGGAAGCAUUAAAAAAGGGUGAGUUGUUAAGCUCAGGUGAGAGGAGAGAAGUGGAAAUCCGUGGCUGUUCUAUCUGGUGCGUGGAGAAGAUUAAGAAUCACCUGUGGAAACUUGUGAGGGAGAGAGAUGGGAAGAGCUGUGCCAUAAACUCAGCUCUCAUCGACUUUUAUCUGUGGCCUUAUGCAAAACAACACCAUGAAGAGAUGGCCCACAUUCCCAUACACCACACACGUUGUGUAUAUUACUGAAAUGUGUACAGAAUGCUUUCAUUUAUUUGCCCGUAAGCCUUUGCAUGUAUUUGUUUGAAUAAAACUGAGGUAAAUGAAAGGA